Molecule: messenger RNA, 3499 nt
Organism: Paramisgurnus dabryanus
Lineage: Eukaryota; Metazoa; Chordata; Actinopteri; Cypriniformes; Cobitidae
Source: RefSeq, a predicted model, not a curated record
CGAAACUGAGGUUUUUGUCUAAGAGUUGUCAAGAACAGGACCCAAGUGCAAGGUAAGAUGAACUCAAAAAUGGUGUAAAAGAACCCAUAAAGGGCCCACGAGGGGGCAAAAGACAAACAUAAACAGGUUCAGUGGGAUUUCAGCAGGACCGGUUUAUCCAGGAGAGAACUGGUGUUUGUGUGCUACAGCGAGAAACCGCUCAAACCUGUUCUCCUCGACAGUGGGGAGGAGAAGGAGGGGUGCCGGGGCAGGAGGAGGAGAGGAGCGCAGGGCGUACGAAAACUCUCUUUCGUUCCCUAUCUUUUUCCAUCCAAUGUGCCUCUCUGGGGUCUCAGAAGGACAGCUUUGUCACAUACAGAGAGACGGCAUUGCGUGACUGACAGGUGGUGUGAUUGACAUCCUGGGGCGCUGGGACGUCCGCUGUCAACGAGUUGGCACAGGAAAGAAAGAAGAAUCUAUUGGCAGGUGUAGAGGAACACCAGCAUGGCGGAGAGCUUCUCUGAGCUCCUGCAGAAACUGCAGGACGUUCAUGAACAUGAGUUGGAAGGAUGGCAGGAGAAAGUGCUAGAAAUGACAAAUAAAAAGAAUAUCGAUUCGAAGCGCAUGGAGGAACUUUACAACAGGAACCAGCAGCUCAGAGAACAGCAACGGAUACUGACAGAGAACAUCAAACAGCUGGAAAACAGGUUGCGAGCCGGAUUGUGCGACAGAUGUACAGUCACUCAGGAUGUGGCUAAAAAAAGACUGCAGGAAUAUGAAAGCUCACAGCUGCAGAGUUUACAGCAUAUCUCUAUACUGGUGAGUGAGAUGAAUGCAUUAAAGAAAGAAAAUGACAAAUUGAAAGAGGAGGUGAAGAGCCUGAGGGAUCGUACAAAUCAGCAGAAUGGUCUUUCAGAGGAAAGCAUCUCUCCCGAGGUCAAGUUAUCACCUGACACAGCAGUGGCCGCUGUGACUCUGCUGACCUCAGGGCUGAAGUCUAGCCAGUCACCAGCAGGGGACGCCACUGUACCUUCAGCCACUGUCAAGCGUGAGAUGGAAAACAGUCCAACAGACAGCCUGGAGAAGGCAUCCGAACACAAACUUAUGCAAGGCUGGGCCAGGGCAUUUUCAUUUGAGUCCAACAAACCCCCAUUGUUUGGAUCAGAAAGAAGAGCUUCAAGUGUGGAGUCACUGGAGCAGAGACAUUCGCCUUUAUCUCCAUCACUUCCAACAACUCUUGGUCUGCUAAAGAGUUUUUCGCCUUCUGAGGAACGUAGCAGCCGUCGACAGAUCCACGCCCCUGUCCCGUUCCGGCCGCUCCCAAUCCAGACAGUCCGUCUCCCCUGGCCGCUUUCAGAUUCACCUGACUGGGCAACAGUAGGGGCACCCACCUCUAGUGUUGCUAGCGGUAUUGCAGUUCACUCAAGCCCGACCCAAAUGCAAAGUUCAAAUAUACUGCGUUUUCCUAAAUUGGUCCCUACUAUCAACGGCCUGCUGCCUCGCACGCAUGUCCCGAGCCCCAGCAGCCUUCGGCCCUGGUCAGAACGGCCUCCGCGCAGAAGUCUCUCAGAGCAUGUUGACAGUCGAGAGAAAAGAGCAGCAGGAGGAGAAAUUGUUACAGCGGCGCCCCCGUGUAGGGUUACGGCUGCACAGCCGGAGAGGAUUUUCGGAGAGAACCUUAGAGAGGAUGAGGAAGAAACACCGCUGGAUCUGUCCGAGUCGGGACGCUCCAAAAACAAAGAGAAAACGCAGUCACAGAGUGACGCAUCUUCGUCUUCAUCUUCCUCACCACCUGCUCCACUUUCAUCAUCUUCUCAGUGCCCAUCAAGUCCUCAAAGUGACCUGCAGAUGGCAGACAAUAACACACAGGAGGAAACAGCACAGGACAGAUCCAAAGAAAAGGAAGAGGUACAGAAAGAUGAAACCUCUCCAGCAGCCGAAACGUCUAUCAACUCAGACACCAAAAAAAUUAGCAUUUCUCUACAACCAGUUGUGCUUAUGGAGUCACUUAGACCUGGAGGACAGACAGUAAAGUUGCCUGAGUCUGAAAGCAGAGCGGCUGAGCAAGAUGAAAAGGAGAACAAUGAUCAUGAAGCAAGCAGAAAAAGACCAGGGCCAGAGAGUAAUGGUCUUUCCCAGCGGUCACUAAAGGAGAAGAAAUUAAGGCUUUGCAGGGGAACUCAAGGAAACCAUGCAGAACAAGAGCAAGGAUGAAGGCGAUUGAUAUCAUUCAAGUUUUUCUGCCGGUUUUUUGCCUUCACAAGUCUGCAAGAUCACACUCAAAGUCUUACAUUCGAUUCAGUUUUUUUUUUUUAAUACCAGCGCAACACGAAUACGUCACAACUCUAUCAACAUUAAUCUCAUUGAUCACAGAUUAGAUCUAACAAGUUACUUUCCAACAACUUUCCUUUUUUGUACCAAUUUUGAACCUGAGAUCAACUGGAACUUGAAUUUUAUAUUUCAUUGAAUUGAUUUUCCAGCAAUCUUUGGCUGAUGCAAAACAGGAAGCCAGUAACUAGCUACUAAGGGGCUGUUAACCAGAUAUUCUUUCAGUUUUGGUUCAUACCAUAAAUCAACAUAUACCUGUUUAGAUUUUUUUGCUUUGAUUGUUGCUCCCUCUCAGUUUGGACCAUUUCCAUGUUUGUUUCCAUUCUCUCUUCCGUGUGAGAGCUGUCAUCUAUUUUUGUCACUGUCUAAGCACUAUGUCCUCUGUAGAUGUGACAAAAAGUUCUGCUUCCCCUUUUUUUCAGAUGGCAAGCAUAUAUUUUGUAAUAGUGAAUUUUCCACUUGCAGCAGUAGAUGCUCUGAGAAAGGGGGAAGCAUAAAACUGUGAAAAAAAAUUAUACUUAGAAAAAUUUCUGUUUUUAGUAAUAUACCACUUUUAUGUUGAGAUCAUAGUUUUUUUUUUACUAUAAAACUGACAUAAUUUAGUGGAUUUUGAUGGUUUGCCGCAUUUACAUAGCACUUUCUGAAACAAGAUUUGAAAAUGAGUUUUAAAAUGUCUAUUGCAAUAAAUAUAAAUGUAAAUAACCCAUUUUAAAUCUAUGGCCGUGUAUGAGUAUGACACAUUGCAGAUUAUAGAGAUCAAAAAAUUCUAAACUCUCUGUACAGUAAUUGGUUUAGGAUGUGGGGGUUACAGGAAGAAGGUGAAUCAUUUUACCAUGAUGCAACUCAGGGUGCUCCUGUGUCCUUUCAAUAAUUUGACUUUAAUUUUUUCAUAACCACAAUACAGGAACUCGAUCAUAGCUUAUUUUAAACUGCACUCCACUUAUUUUUGGAUCACCAAAAAGAGAUGAAAAAAGUGAAAAAAACAUGAAUAAGGUUUUACACCACACAUUAUAUUUUACUGUUUUCAAAUACAAAUGUUGUAAAUACUUGAUGCAAAAACAGAAUAAACUUUUUCCACAAACUGACAUUUGUGUGCUAAAUGUUACAUGCAUUUGUAAAUGUAUUACAUGCACAUAUUCGCUUGGUUUAUUUCCGUGAAUUACAAAGUGUGCCGUUUCCUCUUUGUGUAAAU